Dreissena polymorpha is the source of this 1767-nucleotide messenger RNA. RefSeq lists its product as uncharacterized. The coding region runs from base 1 to 1767 and encodes 588 amino acids. The record is from RefSeq and is a predicted model, not a curated record. NCBI's taxonomy places the organism in Eukaryota, Metazoa, Mollusca, Bivalvia, Myida, Dreissenidae. The transcript has 9 exons.
AUGCAUCAUGUGCAGACGGUGUAUCUGAGGCUGACAAAUGCAGAUGCAAGCGUCUCCUCAGUGACAGAUAGGAUCCAGGAGCACCUGGAUUCAGUGGAGCCCAUUGUCGUGUGUGACUGCAAAGGCAUCAAAAUUACAGAUUGUGCAGGCACAAGCGGUAAAAGAUGUUCAUUAUUGUUACUCAUGAGCACAAAAAAGGGGCUGCAAGAAAGGGGCUGCAAGAAAGAGGCUGCUGGUCAGAAGAAAACAACAAAUGCACCAACCAGCAUUAACGAAGAUGUGAAGAAAGCCUUCAAACAAGCUUACACCAAUAGCCUGAAAACUAUCAUCAGCAGCAGUCCAAUCUACAACAUUUUUGGAGAGUCUGGCCAGUCUAAGACCGAGGAUUGGGACAGAGAGUUGUUUCAAAUUCCGGAGACAGAAAAUUGGGACACCGUUGUACAACAAACGGAGGAUUGGGAAGAAGAAAUACGACAGUACGAAGCAGGAGUGUCCAGCCCACCAGCCUCUGAUGAGUCAACCACCAACAACACAACGGAAUCCACCAGAGGGACGAAGAAAUCGCAGAGAGCUGCUGAAGGAGCGUCCAGCCUUUCAGCCUCCGAUGACUCAACCAUCACAAACACAUCAAAGCCCACCAGAGAGACAAAAAAACGACAUAAAUCUGCUGAGGCUGCUGCAGUAGCUGCCAACAAGGGCAAAAAGAGGAACAAAUCCGGAGAACCUUCACAACCAGAAAAGGACACCUGGUUAGAUGAGCAGGCCAGGCCAAUACUUCAUAAAAGGAGGUCUGCAACAGUUUCAACUCCAGCCAACAAUGAUGCCCCAAUCCAGCCUCCAGUAACAAUGGUUACACCACAGUCUUCGGUAACGCAUACCUACAACGGUGCCCCACCACAGCCUGUAAUGCCAACCGUCAACGUUGCCCCACCUCAGCCUGUAAUGCCAACCGUCAACGAUGCCCCACCUCAGCCUGUAAUGCCAACCGUCAACGAUGCCCCACCUCAGCCUGUAAUGCCAACCUACAACGUUGCCCCACCUCAGCCUGUAAUGCCAACCGUCAACGAUGCCCCACCUCAGCCUGUAAUGCCAACCUACAAGGGUGCCCCACCACAGCCUGUAAUGCCAACCUUCAACGUUGCCCCACCUCAGCCUGUUAUGCCAACCGUCAACGAUGCCCCACCUCAGCCUGUAAUGCCAACCUACAAGGGUGCCCCACCACAGCCUGUAAUGCCAACCUUCAACGUUGCCCCACCUCAGCCUGUAAUGCCAACCAACAACACUGCCCCACCACAGCCUGUCAUUCCAACCUACAACGGUGCCCCACCACAGCCUGUAAUGCCAACCUACAACGUUGCCCGACCUCAGCCUCUAAUGCCAACCUACAACGAUGCCCCACCACAGUCUCCGGUAAUGAUGGUGACGCGAAACACUAGCAGCUCCCCUUUACAGACUGAGAGCUACAACUAUGAAGGUCCUCUGCCUCCCCUUGCUGUGCCAGUUCGCUUCGCUUUAGACAUGCUAAAUGAGAUGGAGGAGCAAGUUGGGUAUGAAGACAUCGAGGCCAGUAAUGGGAAUCCUGAGCAAGGAGUGUCUCACCCAUGUUCUUGUUGUAGAAAGGUUGACUCCCUUCAGGUCACUGUGCAAGAACUUCAAUUACAGGUGAAGUCACUUGAGAGACUGGUUGAGAGGUCGCAAAGCACAGCCCCAAGGGUCCAGACCCCGACCAGACCAAUCCCAGUACGACAACACCUUUAUUUUGCGUGA